This is a messenger RNA of Cordyceps militaris CM01, 258 nucleotides long. RefSeq names its product mitochondrial import inner membrane translocase subunit TIM13. NCBI's taxonomy places the organism in Eukaryota, Fungi, Ascomycota, Sordariomycetes, Hypocreales, Cordycipitaceae. The transcript is spliced from 2 exons. The record is from RefSeq and is a predicted model, not a curated record. Bases 1 to 258 code for a protein of 85 amino acids.
AUGUCCGCAGACUCUGAAACCGUCAAGAAGGCUGUUAUGAAGCAGGUCCUCGAAGAGUCCAAUCUUGCCAAUGCCCGGACGCUGAUUGAGAAUGUCCAAAUAAGCUGCUUCGAAAAGUGCAUCACGAAACCUGGCAGCUCCCUCUCCAAGAGCGACCAGUCCUGCGUCACAUCCUGCAUGGAAAAGUACAUGGCCGCAUGGAACCAGGUCAACGCCGCCUUCAUCACCCGCGUGCGCCGUGAGCAGGGCGGCCUGUAA